UCCGCCACCUUUCCCCGCCGCGGCGCUGGCCUCCGCACGCAGCCCCGCGAGGCAGCACAGCGGCAGCCAGGCUCAGCUCCCAGCUUCCUGGAGCCCAAUGGCUCCUGCCUGCGUCCUCGGCGUCUGCAGCCUCCUGUGGACCUGGGCGGCCGUGACAGGACACCUGUGCAGCAUCGACAGCCAGGGAUGGGCCAACUGCAAUGGGAAGAGCCUUCUAUAUGCUCCAAGUUCCCUUCCGAGAAACAUCACCAGUUUGGACCUCUCCUUCAACUCCUUGGUCAUGCCCAGUCAUGGGACACUUUUGAUGCAUUUUCCUUCCCUGCGCUCCUUAAAUCUCUCUAGCAAUGCUUUGCUCACGUUGUAUCCAGCAAUAUUCUCCAACCUCGGUGCACUACGCCUGCUGGACGUGAGCAGCUGCAGCAUCUCCUACCUCCACACAGAAGCUUUCAAGGGCUUAGCAAACUUGCACACACUGCUCCUAAAAAACAACAAUCUCCAAGAGCUAGAGGUCUCUCUCUUCCUGCCCCUUGGGGCUCUUUUCCACCUGGACCUGCAGAACAACGCACUGAUCUCUAUGGACACUUUAGUCCUGCGGCUGACGGAGGCAGUCCCACAGGUCCAGCUUGAAGGGAACCCCUGGGUCUGUGACUGCACCGCGUAUCCUUUGCAGCAGUGGCUCCAGCAUAGAAAAGCUGUGCAGGUCACCUGCGCAUCGCCUCCAGAGCUGUGGGGGCAGGACAUCACAGCUCUGGAUUUCCAGGACCUGGGCUGCAAGAAAAAGCAGCGGUUUCCUCGGGCUGACAACAUGACACUGCCACUGAUCACAGCGACUCAGAACACCACCACACCACCUGCAGGAAAGGGGGGAAGGAGCUGGCCAUACCUGGUGGGCUUCCUGGUGGCAGCCAUCAGCAUCUCCAUCCUGGUCGCACUGGCUGGCAAAUGCAAGCUCUUCCACAAGAACUUUGCUAGCUACCGCCACCGGCCGCUGCCCGACACCAGCUCAAUUGCAGGCAGCCACAUGGAGGAGGGCACCAGCUGGGACAGGGACACCUCAGGCCGGGGGGACAGCGAGAGCCACCCCAUGCCUGGUGCAGCUGGCUUGCACACUGAGGAUGACGAUGGCUUCAUUGAGGACAACUACAUUCAGCCAAGUGAGCAGAUGCAAGAGGAAGAAGAAGAAAGGCAGUCACACCUUUCCAUCUGAGACCACAUGCCAACCACCUCCACUGCAGGGUCUCCAGCCCCUGCCCUGUCCCCUUUCCACCCCCAAAAUCUCCACUUCCUUUCUCCAUUUUCCACCUUCCCUUGGACGCUGGCCCCAUGGCCUAAGUUGGCAGCAGGAAAAAAGGAGUGGAGAGGAGCAAUGAGAAGAGAUCAGCUGGGAACGGGGAGAGAAGCCGAAGGCGCCUGGCCCUGUGGUGGCACAAACAGCAAGAGCUGCCAGGCCCCCGCAGCCUCCCGGUGUGACUCCAGUGGAGCUGUGUUGGCACUGGGAGACACCAGACCCCCUUCUCCUCUCCCAGGCUUGCUCAAAUGCUGAAGAUGAAUGAGACGGUGCUGAUUGCAGCCCAAGUGGCCUGGCAGGGUGGGAGGACGAGGCUCAGGGUGCCUGCCCUGGUGCUUCCUUUGGGGUCUUAGGCACUGGCCCCACUGCCCUGCAGCGCUUGGCCUGGCCAUGCUCUGUGCCCCACUCUCUUGUCACUCUGGGGUGACUCUGUUGUCACUCUGGGAUGUGAUUAAAGUGUGAUUUAACCCCCCACUUCUGCUUGCAAUGGUUUCUUGGGGCCCAGGCCCUCCCAGUAGUGGUGCCAAGAUGAGCCUCCUGAGCUCCACAGCUGGCCCGGGGGUGUGUGGGGCAGCCUGGCAAGGGCCUCCAGCUUUGUCCUGGCAUGGGGGGCUGUGCCAGGCCAGCAUCAACAGGGGCUUUGCCAGGUCUUCCAGCAGAUGAGAACUGUUUAUCUUGCUUUCCCUCUCCUGUGAUAGGGACACGGUGUUAUCUCAUUGUUAAUCUCUGAUUAAAUGUUUGAAGCAUCACUGCUGGUUAAAUUUGUGUUUGACAAAAUCUUCCCAGUCCACAGGAGGAAAGUUUAGGGUUGUAGCAGAUAGCAUUGGUUAAUCCUUAAUUAUUUGACUAGAAUUUGUGUAGUUUUAGUGAUAGUCAAUCUUUUUGUAUUCCUUUUAGCAGAACUCCAUACCUGGUGCAGAUAUUGAGUCAUUUCUCCUUCAUUUGGUCAUUUGGGUCAGACCCAUAGAGAACCUGAGCAGAUCAAUGAGUCUGAGCUUAUGUGAUUUUCUGAUUCUCUUUUGUGCCUUUUCCUGCUUGACAGACUGCACUUUUUCAUAUUUGGGAGUGAGGGAAAGAUCUCUGAAUUUGCAUUGCCUUGCACCACCACUGCCAUGCUUGGGUACUCAGACCAAAAAAUCCUGGUGCUUUGAGAGAAAGGGUGUCCAAGCUCUGCUGAGCAUCACUGAAGAGCCACAGUCUGCUGAGCUGUCUGCAAAGAGAGGAAUGUGUUGUAGGGGAGCAGAUUCCCCUCUCAUGGACCUUGUCUGUCUCCUUCUUUCCUUCCCAUGUAAGCCUGUCUUUGUCUUGCUGAUGUGUUGGUGUUGGUGUCUCCCUGUAGUGGAGACCAUGGCAGAGCCGUCAGAUGAGCCCUGAAGUAAACCUGGAUGCUUCUCUGGGAUUUGUAUCAAGAUCUCAGUAAAAUGGGGCAAUGGUUCAGACAGCCAUGCCUAUACCAGGUUUAAUCUGUGAAGUUUUUCUAACUUCUAAAAUCUUCUGUGAUCUCUAUACAGUGCCAAAGAUUCUCCUGUAGUUGCAUACUUACUGCCAGCAAUGCCUAGAGCUGCUUGCUUGUGGUGGCAGCUGAAAACCACUGUGCCAGCGGGUGUCUCCAGCUGGAAAACCAGCUUUUUCAUCAACGGCCUCCUGGAGUUGCUCUGGAUAAAACUUAAUCAGGAUCUGACUUAUACAUUUAGCUCAGAUGGCCAAUUCUUUUCACAGCUCUCUCUCGUUGCUUAGAUUGCAAAAAUUUCUUGUGUUAGUCUCUUCACCCCAAAGCUGUAAAGCAGGAGGAACUUCUGGCUGAAGGAUGCAGUGCUGGCAUGAAAGUCCUGCAGGAGCUGCUCUGCUAGGCCCACCAGCAGGAGGCACCCAGCUGCCUCUGCAACUCCCCUUUCCUCUGCUGAAGAAUUUGAAGGUAACACAGACUCACCCUUGGAUGCUGAGGAAGGCUCCUGGUCCAGCACCUUUCAGCACUAAUGAGAAGCUUCCUGCAGUAUGGGAUGCAGCCUGUGUGCAGCUAUGCUUUUGUGGUGCACAUGUGCCUUUCCCAGGGAAACUCUGAGAUAAAGCAGUACAGUGAUGACGGGCACUUCCAGCAGCCAAUCCCUCUGCUGACACUGAGUUUUUAAUGUUUUUCACCCCAUGGAAACACUGCAGCAUGUUCUUUAAAUACUUACCACUUCUGCCUUACUGUGGAUGGCUGCCCAAGCAGCAGCUGAAGGGCUCUGAAUCCCCCUCUACCUCCUACAAGAGAUCAUCCGUAGCUCCCAGUGAGGGGAUGCUCUGUUAGGUCGCCUGUGUAGCUCUUCAGGUUGGUGCAAAGGCAGACUGAAGCCAACAGAUGAGGAGAGGGGAGGCUCUUUCUCACUUGUUUGUUGCUCUCAGCGACUCCAAGGAAUUAAUUGUUUCAGGCAGCAAGAAGCUGGCUGUUGUCAUCAAGAAGCCUGGUCUGAUCCUUUGUGUACCAGCAUCACAUUCAUUCCUCACACAGCCGUUCAGUGUUUGAGUCGAUGCCUCCAGCAACAUCUGUGGUUGAUCAGUUCAAGGUUCUCAUCGGAUAGUAAAACAGGAAAAGUAAUGCUGAAGAACCAAAGUGAACAGAGAAGACCCCGUGUCCUCGCUAUGGAUAACAGGAGUAUCCUGUCCUUGUGUGGGAAUAUUGUUCUGUCAACAGUGAUCACUUCUAGCCUCAUGUGGGGAAACAGGGCUGGGUGCCCAAAGGAACAAGUUCUGCAGCUGUUCUGCAUUCCCAAGCCUUUGUGUCUAAUGGGCCAGAGUAACCCCCUUCCUGGCCUCUGUUGUCAUCUCCACAUGUAUUAAAACCCUUAGCCCACAUAGUCACAGACUACAGAACUGAAGUCUUUGGGCUCUAGGGGUUUAAGUCAGACAAAAAUUAGGAAAACUAGGAGCAAAAAUGAGGUCUAGAUUGCCAAGCUCCUUCCUCCAUUCCAGGUAAAAUGUUCAUUAUGGAGUUGGGAAAUUGGCACUGAUGGGUGAUAGGUGCCUUUCAGCUGUAUUUAACUAGGCUGUAGUCCUCCUGUCUCCAGCAGGGCAGUGGGAUACCAUAAGGGAGCACAGUAACUUGUGGAGAUCAAGGGUUCACUGCUCUGUCCCACAAGCAUGAGGCGGUAAAACUACAAGCUGCAAGAACCUUGUCAGAGAAAGGGAGCCAGAGAGGUUCACCCUGCUGUGCUCCAGCCCCGGCUGCAGACCCUGCCCCAUGGCCAGAGGCAGGGGCUGCUUUGGAUUUGUUCAGAUGUUGACUGUCUCAGCCUAAUGCUUAGGCAUUUGAUGCAGCCACCUGCUUUCAUUGACGAGCCAGUUUGUAAAGCUUAUUAUUUCACUUUAAGAGACUGCAGGUGUCUUCUAGCUCCUUGCUAAAGAAGCAGAGCAUGACCUAGCAAUGAAAUUUCGGAGUAGCAUGUUACUCAUGUAAUUUCUUUCACAUUGGUUUAACACACUGACAGGUACAUUUUUGCAUGCACUUUCAAGGACCGAAUAACACAAUGGUAGUCUUGUACACAUACAAAUCUGUUACUAUAGGAUCUUGUACACACAGUCCUUGUGCAUUGCUGCAGGGUUUCUGUGUACAUUUUUCCAGAACUAUUUCCUGUUGUGUUGCUUCUCUAUUUUCCUCCUUCACUUGUUAGACUUGCUAGAAAGGCAUUUACCUUUCCCAUGGCUGUGCCUGUGAACACAGCUCUCUGCAAGGCCGAGCCAAGCUCUCGGAGUGCUCUGCUCCCAGCGUCAGGCAGGCAUGCGCUUUGGAGCGAAACGGCCUUGUCUCAAGGGGUUGAUUACAGACUCAUCCUAGUAUCUGUAUCUCUUACCGCGAAGUUAUAGUAUACAUUAUAAUUUUUGCAUUCCUGUCAUCUCUGUGGUCAGAUAAGCAGCGCAUGAGACAUAGGUAACUCAAAGUUGUUUCUGCUGAGGCAGGACCACAGCCAGCCAUGUAUAUAUGGGUCACGCUGAAGUUAUAUGAGCUGAGCAGCAGCAGCAGCCUCCUUCCUUAGCAAGUGAUGGUCCAGCUCUCUGCUGGAAAGGUUUCCUUGGGAGCAGCCUAACUGUUAAUCUUCCUGGUAGUUUGGGGAUAUCUCUGUUGUGCUGUGGAGCAGGAUGCUUCAUCACAGGGACUACAUGUCUUGCAGCUCUGCCACAUCACUCAUUCCCCUGCACUCCAUUUAACUGUAAACUUUUUGCUUUAUUUCUCUAGGUAUUAGGAUAUUUAUACCCCACAAUGUAUACAACAGCAAAUAAUACAUGUUGGAGAGCAUAAACCAAAGGGGACUAUUAGAUCACGUGUUUGAUGUGUAGUACAGGCUACAUGUCUUGCCCAGUAACUUAAAGCAUCUUCCAGAGAAGGAACUUAUUGUCUGAAACCAUGAGGAGACAGAAAAACAGUUGGUUUGUUCUAACGGUCAGUCAGUUUUCUCUCUUAAAAGCCAUAUUUCUAAACUGAAUUUUUCCUGGCUUUAGUUUUGCAGUUGCUGCCUCAUGUUUUGCCUUCUGGGCUCAUCUUAAGAGCCCUUUACUACCUGUGCCACUCACUGUGAAGAUAUAAUAUAUGCUGUAAGUUUUGAAAACUUCUUACAUCCUUCUGGCAAAAUGUAAUGGGAGACUUCAAUCUGAGGGCUAGAAAAAUGAAUUUCAGUUAUCUUUCAGACACUUUUUUCUGGGGUUUUCAAUAUGCUUUUUAUCAUAUGAACACGUGUGUUAGAUGCAAUAUUUUAGUUUUGGUCUCACUGAUGUUUUUAAAGAGAUUAAAAAUACAGCUCCUUCCCAGA
Molecule: messenger RNA, 6072 nt
Organism: Dromaius novaehollandiae (emu)
Lineage: Eukaryota; Metazoa; Chordata; Aves; Casuariiformes; Dromaiidae
Gene: C8H1orf210
Product: chromosome 8 C1orf210 homolog
Exons: 5
Coding region: 98-1207 (369 amino acids)
Molecular function (GO): protein binding
Source: RefSeq, a predicted model, not a curated record